AACACAAAUCAAAUGGCGGAAGCCUCCAGCCUUCCUGAGGAAAUAUGGUUUCAUAUAAUUGUGUACCUUGUACAUAUACAGGAUAUUCUUAAUUUAGGAUGUACGAGUAGAAGACUGUUGGAAAUAACAAAUCAAAAUGUUGUAUGGAAAAGACGUUUCAAAGGUAACAAUGAUCACUUGCUACAACUUCAUCUUAACACUCGCUAUGACGAAGUCGCCACUUCGAACGAGCUGAACGAGGAAAGUGCAAACUUUGAUGUGAAGCCAGGAUUCUGGAAGAAGUUGUAUCUUAGAGCCAGUCAUGCUCUCUCAUUUAAAAACAGGAGAAGGGGAUGGUUUUCCAGUGUCGAAGGGGAAAGACUGUGCGCGGAAUUUGUAACCAAUCCGAGAGGACCUGAAAAUAGACGUGCGAUAAAUGGAAUUCGAUUUGACGACCGAGCACCGAAAAAGCAAAGCAUAGAACUAUGGGUGAAACUUAACACGAAGAAACCAGAUGGGAUAAUUAUUGGAUGCCAGAGUGAAUCAGUGAGGACAAGCAGGUGGCCUCAAUAUCACUGGCAGAUACUUCAUGUAGGUCCAGAUGGUCACAUUAGAGGUUCCCUAGAACCCUACAAGUACAUGAAAGGACCUUGCAUAAACAAUGGACAGUGGCACCACAUUGCACUGGCUGCGUCUUCAGACUGGCAGUGCAUGUUUGUAAAUGGACGCAAGGUUUGCUCAAUAAAUUUUGGAAUUGGACAUGAACUUCACAGACAUUACAUGAAAUAUAGUCAGAUUGGUAAUGGUGUUAUCAGUCAUGGAGUGUGCACACCUUGGAGUGAUGAUGCCAUGCCUCGAGGCCAUUGUGGAUGGUAUCCUUUCAAUGGUUUGGUAAGAGAGGUCCGCAUCUGGUCUUGCAUGCUGUCAGAAUCUACAGUGUGUCGAAACAUGCAUGUACAACGAAUUGACCUGGCUCAGUCAAUAUCACAUGGCCACGACAGCAAUGCUCUGAUUGGCUACUGGCCUAUGAACAGACUUAUGUCUGGCCCAUGGCCAUGGCAAGGAUCUCUAGUAUCUUGUACAUCCCACUUGGAAUCACACAGGGAGAAGCAUGUACAGCUAUGUAUUGUAUGUGCCAGUUUAGUAUGACACUGGCCUCACUCAAAAUGAUUAAAUCAAUCAGUGAAUUUAUCUUUAUUCACUUUGCCAUGUUGAUACAGUAUAGUGAAACGUUGUUGUAAUAUAUUCAGAAAGUGAGUUAUUGUAUAUUAAGAAAUUGAGUAAUGGUAAGGAAAUUAUUUCUUAUCUUUAUGCUCCAUCUACAUCAGUUUUAGUUAAAACUUGUAGCAUUUUGUAUACUUCAAGUGACCGUCAUCAGGUUAUACUAGAUUCUAGUAAAGACUCCAUGUAACCUCCUGCUUGUCACCAGAAAGAACACUUUUACUGGUUUAUUUGGGAUCAGUAGCAGGCAAGGCCUUCUCAUAGGCAGCAUAUGAUUCAUUCAAAUAGAAUUCAUUGAUGUGUGCAAGUCAAGGAAGUGACUUGAUGUCUUUGUUCAAUCCGAAUAUCAUGUCUUAUAGAUAUAUAGUGAAUGUGCAUUUAGGGCAGAGUCAUCAUAACAACUUUUAACAGAGUAAAUUGCACUAAUAAUUUCACACUCAAAUGCACAACUGAUCAAAUGAUAUUGAUCACUAUUUUUAAAAGUAUUUGAAUCAGUGUAAUUAAUAUAUGUAAUCAACUGGAUUUACGCUAACUAAAUUAAUGCUUAAUUACUGUUUUAAUUAUUUUUUAAUGUAGUUAAAUAUCCUAAUUGUGAUUAUACAAAAAUAAAAGGCUUUUUCUCACCUAUUUAAUGUAACAUAAUUAAAGGAAACGAAAUAUCCUGCACAAAGUGAGAAAGCCUUCAAAUGCGUAGAAAUCGCAAAAUAACUUUAGUUGUUUCCACUGAUUAAAAAUUAAAAUAUCUUUAAAGUUUUUGACAUGUAUGUAUCAGAUUACAAUCUAUUUUCAAUAGACGUGUUCGAUUCUGCUAGAAGAAAACAUCUUUCACAAUGAUUUAUAAUCAUCCUCCAUGAAUAGCACAUUUUUGCAACAUGGAGUUCAAUCAAAGGCUAGACCGACUGCGUCGUAGAACAAGAAGGAACCGGCAACUCGAUCGGUGAGUAAUGGAAGAGGCAGGAACUCAAGUUGGCUAGUUAGGAGAAUGAGUUGAUAACGAGUUUUUUUAGUUAGUUUUACAUGACUGUUUUUAUGUUAAAGCGGUUAAAACUUAACCGAAGACUAACAUCUGUUGAAGGAACUACGUUACUCUUUGUGCUUCGUGAAACCUUCAGCCCGAUCUCUAAAAUUUUGUCCUUUGUUAUUCGUGUUAUUCUUCCCCAUCUUUAACCAUCCUUUAUGGCUUAUUUUUUAACUCUUUGGUGUUUAUUAACAUUACAAAACAUUUCAAAGUUGCCUUCGAUUGUUUCAAGUUUUCUAUGACGUAGUUCCGUUAACCUUGUAAGCCCUAAAUAUUACCAGCGUCGUACUUCUUCUC
Molecule: messenger RNA, 2515 nt
Organism: Pocillopora damicornis (cauliflower coral)
Lineage: Eukaryota; Metazoa; Cnidaria; Anthozoa; Scleractinia; Pocilloporidae
Molecular function (GO): protein binding
Source: RefSeq, a predicted model, not a curated record